This is a messenger RNA of Mollisia scopiformis, 5582 nucleotides long. RefSeq names its product kinesin-domain-containing protein. Bases 413 to 5350 code for a protein of 1645 amino acids. The record is from RefSeq and is a predicted model, not a curated record. Lineage: Eukaryota; Fungi; Ascomycota; Leotiomycetes; Helotiales; Mollisiaceae. Gene Ontology annotation, molecular function: microtubule motor activity; ATP binding; microtubule binding. Gene Ontology annotation, biological process: microtubule-based movement; cytoskeleton-dependent intracellular transport. Gene Ontology annotation, cellular component: kinesin complex; microtubule. The transcript has 2 exons.
UUGAACGCGAACAACGACGCGACGAUAUUAUUCCAACAAUCAAACCAAACAUCCACCUCGACAUUUAUCGCCUUUUCCAUAUCACCAUUUGUUUGACAGUAUUCGAAACGAACUUCAACAUUUACGAUUUGCUAACUGCCACUUUGACGACUCGCGGUAUCCCGGACAUUAAUUGCGAAAUUUGUCGAGUUCUUGGAUCAUUCCCUGCUUGGAGGACACGAAACAUAUGUGAUGACGGGUACGGACUGAGGUAGAGACAGAAGUCUUCCGAUGGUCUGCACACCGGCAUCCGAAGCCGUACCGUCGUGGAAUCGAAGCCUGGGAUACGAACACAUAUCAAGAACGACGACCUCGAGAGGGGUUAUAGGGGGGACAACUAUUGGGGCCAGGCGGGCAUCGAAUAUACGCAAAGAUGGCGCCGGCAGGUGGAGGAAACAUUAAGGUCGUGGUGCGAUGUCGUCCUUUCAAUGGACGAGAACUCGAUCGAGGGGCAAAAUGUAUUGUGCAGAUGGAUGGAGCCCAAACGGUCCUCAUACCUCCCCCCGAAGCCGAAGAACGAUCGCGGACUGGCAAAGGAGGCGCAAAGGAUAAUGGGCAGAAAGUCUUCGCAUUUGACAAAUCGUAUUGGUCUUUCGAUCGAAAUGCCCCGAAUUUUGCUGGACAAGAUGAUCUACAUACUGAUCUUGGAAAACCGCUUCUGGACAACGCUUUUCAGGGAUACAAUAAUUGUAUUUUCGCAUAUGGACAAACUGGUUCUGGAAAAUCUUACUCGAUGAUGGGAUAUGGGAAGGAAGCAGGUGUCAUUCCCAAGAUUUGCCAGGAUAUGUUUGAGAGGAUUGGAGAGUUGCAACAAGAUAAGAAUCUGCGAUGUACGGUGGAGGUGUCAUAUUUGGAAAUCUACAACGAGCGAGUUAGGGAUUUGCUGAAUCCUUCUACGAAAGGCAAUCUCAAGGUCAGAGAACAUCCAUCUACAGGGCCAUAUGUUGAAGAUCUGGCGAAAUUGGUGGUCAGCAGCUUCAAUGAGAUUGAGCAUUUGAUGGACGAGGGAAAUAAGGCGAGAACAGUUGCGGCUACGAAUAUGAACGAGACGUCCAGUCGAAGUCAUGCUGUUUUUACUCUUACCCUUACACAGAAACGUCACGAUGUCGAAACCAACAUGUCUAUGGAGAAGGUGGCAAAGAUCAGCUUGGUGGAUUUAGCAGGUUCCGAAAGAGCUACAUCUACUGGUGCAACGGGUGCUCGUCUGAAGGAAGGUGCUGAAAUCAAUCGUUCGCUUUCUACACUCGGUCGAGUUAUCGCUGCUCUGGCAGAUCUCUCCGAAGGCAAGAAGAAGAAAACAGGGAAAGGAGCUGGCCAGGUACCAUAUCGAGACAGUGUUCUGACAUGGCUACUGAAGGAUUCUUUGGGUGGAAAUAGCAUGACAGCUAUGAUUGCAGCCAUCAGUCCAGCAGACAUCAAUUUUGACGAGACACUCAGUACGCUACGGUACGCCGAUAGUGCCAAGAGGAUCAAGAAUCAUGCUGUGGUCAAUGAAGAUGCGAAUGCCAGGAUGAUUCGGGAGCUCAAGGAAGAGCUGGCAACUCUUCGAAGCAAACUCAGUGGUGGCGGUGGUGCUCCAGCUGAAGAAACAUAUGCUGAAGGUACACCGCUGGAGAAGCAGAUCGUCAGUAUUGUUCAGGCAGAUGGCACCGUGAAGAAGGUUUCGAAGGCCGAGAUUGCAGAGCAACUGAAUCAGAGCGAGAAGCUAUACUCGGAUCUCAAUCAGACCUGGGAACAGAAACUGCAGAAGACUGAAGAAAUCCACAAGGAACGAGAAGCUGCACUGGAAGAGCUGGGUAUCAGUAUCGAAAAGGGUUUUGUCGGAUUGCACACGCCGAAGAAGAUGCCGCAUCUGGUCAAUUUGUCUGACGAUCCAUUGCUAGCCGAAUGUUUGGUGUACAAUCUCAAGCCUGGUACCACCACAGUGGGCAAUGUGGACACAAAUGUUGGCGCCCAUCAGUCUGAAAUUCGAUUGAAUGGCAGUCGUAUUCUCCACGAGCACUGCACGUUCGAAAACGUCGACAAUGCCGUUACACUUGUACCAAGAGAAGGCGCUGCCGUCAUGGUAAAUGGAAAGCGUAUCACGGAGCCGAAACGGUUACGCAGUGGUUAUCGUGUCAUUCUUGGAGACUUUCACAUCUUCCGCUUCAAUCAUCCUAUGGAAGCUAGGGCAGAACGCGCCGAACAGAGCUCAUUACGGCAUUCAAUCCUGGCAAGUAAUCUAGGCGACUACGAGAAAGGAUCCCCGUCCCCAAGUCCACGCCCUGGACACGAAAGAACUUUCAGCAAAGCUGGCUCGGAAGCAGAUUGGGAUGCGAGUCGCCCUGAGUCGCCUAUGCCAUUUGGACGGAGUCGUGACUCAGAUUGGUCGUUUGCAAGAAGAGAAGCUGCUGGUGCUAUUCUUGGACCAGACAAGCAGAUUGCUGGUCUGACUGAUGAGGAGUUGAAUCUUCUUUUCGAAGACGUCCAGAAGGCACGUGCUGAACGUGCUGGCCAGAAUAUGGAUGAUGAUCUGGAUUCAAAUACUUCGUACCCGAUACGAGAGAAGUAUAUGUCGAACGGUACUUUGGAUAACUUCUCGUUAGACACAGCAUUGACUAUGCCUUCGACGCCUAAGCAAGGUGAGGUGGAAGACAAGUUGCGUGAAGUCAGAGAAGAAAUGCAAGUCCAAUUGGACAAGCAGAAAGAAGAGUACCAGGAUCAGCUGAAGAGUGCCGAGGCUGCUAAUGUCGAGGUCGAAGAGAUCAAGAAAGAGAAAGCGCGGAUGGAGGAUGAUCUUCGACAGUUGAAAGAGGAAAUGCUCACGCAACUUGAAACACAGAGGAAGGAAUUCGAAGAGAAACUGCAGCAAAUGCUGCCCACUCCACCAAAAAUUGACGAUGGUCUCCCACCAUUGUCAGACGCCGAGAUGGAGAUCGCGGAGAAAGUUAUCGAGCAUUGGAAACGCCGGAGAUAUGUUCGAAUGGCUGAAGCUGUCUUGCAAUCCGCUGCGAACCUGAAAGAAGCCCAAAUCAUGAGCCAAGAAAUGGAUGAAAGUGUCAGCUUCCAGUUUACAAUCGUGGACGUUGGACAUGAUCGGUGCUCAUCGUACGAUAUGGUUCUGAAUGGCAUUUCUGGAGAGGGCGAAGACGUUUUCCUUGAGGAGGCGCCGAAACCUUGUGUUGCUGUCCGAGUCAUCGACUACAAGAACAGCGUUGUUCAUCUCUGGAGCUUGGAAAAGCUUCAGGAACGAGUCAGGCUGAUGAGACAAAUGCAUCAGUACAUGGAUCGACCUGAGUAUCUGCAGCAUUUCCGUCUUGAUAACCCUUUCACGGAGACCUGCAUGCCACAAUAUAGUCAUAUCGGCGAUGUCGAUGUUCCAUUAGCUGCUGUGUUUGAGAGCCGAGUUCAAGACUUCAGCCUCGACGUACUUUCGCCUUAUACGUCGCAUGCUAUUGGCAUGAUCAAACUCUCACUAGAACCAUCAUCUGCGAGGGCGCCAUCUUCCACGCUGAAGUUCAAUGUGGUCAUGCACGAUCUUGUCGGAUUCGCUGAGCGAGAAGGCACAGAGGUUCAUGCUCAACUCUUUAUUCCUGGUGUAUCUGAGGAUGGUGGUGUAACGACAACUCAGAUGAUCAAGGACUUUGAUGAGGGGCCAGUCAGAUUCGAAAGUGUCCAUAGUAUGAGCGUGCCCAUGUUUAGACCAAGCGAUGUCUCAUUACGUGUGGCCAUCUUUGCAAAGGUUUCUUCGAUGCACCUAGACAAGCUGCUGAGUUGGGACGACAUGAGAGACAACGUGCCUCGACCGAAACAGAAGCGGAAGAACGCUCGAAUAUCAGAGUCACAGUUCUAUAUGGAAGAGAAGCAUGAUGUCUUUGCCAGGAUCCAGAUCCUUGAGCUCGCUGAAAAUGGAGAGUACUUGCCUGUGGAGGUCAUUCAAACGAGUGACCUCGAUAAGGGUUCAUUUCAGCUUCAUCAAGGACUUCAACGUCGGAUAGUUGUCAAUCUUACGCAUAGCUCUGGCGAUGCUUUGCCCUGGCAGGAUGUCUCUAGUCUUCGAGUUGGACGAAUCCAGCUUGUAGAUCACGUGGGUAAGACGCCAGAUCUCAGCUCGCCAACUCCUGAGAUCCCUCUAAAGCUCAUCUCGAAGCCCACUGUCAAGCAGAAUGCGAAUGGUACGAGCAAUGUCACCCUCAUGGGCCAAUGGGACUCGAGCGUCCACGAAUCUUUACUCCUCGAUCGAGUUACUGCCGACAAGUACAAGGUCCAGAUGUCGCUGCUCUGGGACGUUACUUCGCCAAAGCUUGCAGAUCUCAUGACGUUCUCUAUUGAUGUUUGCUCUCAAGUCCUCUCACGAGCGUAUGUCCGCUCAACGUCCAUGUUCGCAUCUUUAUGGCAGAGUGUUCGAAUUGUCCAUUCGACUAGUGGGAUCUUCUCAGUCGCCGUUCGGCCAACACCUGUCAAACGUGCCGGAGAUCUUUGGCGCAUGAACACCCAGAAUGACUAUGUGAAGGGUGAAGAAGGACUUACGGACUGGACUCCGAGGGGUGUCAGCUUAAUUCGAGAUCACAUUGCUGCGAGGCGGCGUAAGCUGAGGCACGCAGAAAUCGAAGCUGCUCAGCCGCUAUUGAGCCGCAUCUCCUAUCCUGUCGCCGCUCCGAGUCCAUCCACUCCUCCUACCACCAACGGCUCCGCUCCCAAUCCCGAAGAAGAAGCCAUGGAAUUCCCCAUCUCUGACCACGAUAAAGAACUACUCGAAAAAUACCUGAAGCUCUGGAAACUUUGCCACGAUCCCAUCUCCAGCAUCCUCACACCUACUAAUGUCGAACCUCCAUCGAAUGGGGCUCCAGCCUCGCCACCUAAUGCUCCCACUUCACCGAACCUCCUUGCCACCAUCUCCAUUGUCAAUAGGAACCCCACUAUCCUCAAAGGCGGCUACCUUCUCACCCCCUCCGCCGAUUCUUCACGUUGGAUACGGCGCUUCGUCGAGUUAAGACGGCCAUAUAUGCACAUCCACUCAGUCCCUGACGGAGAAGAAGUCUGCGUAGUUUCAUUACGGAACUCACGAAUAGACCACCAGCCUCAAAUUGCCAGGCUUCUCAGACGCGAAGGCGAGAGUCCAGCAGGUGGCAGGAUGAACGGUGCAAGAGGCAGAGCAGGAGAUAGAGAAGACGAAGGCAAAGUCUUUGCCGUUUACGGUACAGAUAAUACGUGGCUAUUCAAAGCUAGGAAUGAACGAGAGAAAGUGGACUGGAUCUUCAAGAUUGAUCAGAGCUAUUUUAGUUCUGGUAGCGGAACGGGGAAUGGAAGUGAGGAAGAUGAGUUAUCGUGAUACUCCAGUCCUGGUUGGAGAUGAGGCUGGUCAAUGAGGUACAUACCAUACCCAAGGAGAAUAAUUUUUGCCCAGCGAGCGUGUGUUAAGUAUAUGUAUGAAAUGAUGUGUAUGUAUGUCAGUGUAUGAUACCCAUGUUUUUGGAUAAUGCUAGUGCGAGAUAUAUCUUAUACCAUAGUUUCCUUUUGUCUUUGGGUGGGGAUGGGUAGGAUAGAUUGGUGCUGAGUGAGAA